Messenger RNA from Anopheles bellator, 888 nucleotides. Its product is annotated as collagenase-like. The transcript is spliced from 3 exons. Gene Ontology annotation, molecular function: serine-type endopeptidase activity. The record is from RefSeq and is a predicted model, not a curated record. Bases 1 to 888 code for a protein of 295 amino acids. Lineage: Eukaryota; Metazoa; Arthropoda; Insecta; Diptera; Culicidae. Gene Ontology annotation, biological process: proteolysis.
AUGUCGCACGUAUUGGCCGUAGUGCUGCUGCUCUGUGCGGGUGCCCCCUGCGUAAAGUGCUCCACAGAGCCCACCGCCUUUCCCCUUCCCAGACACCGUGUGCCAAGUGACAGUGGCAACUACCAUCUGCCAGCCCAUCUCGCCAAGAUCGUCAACGGGCAGACGGCGGAGAAAGGGCAGUUUCCUUGGCAGGUUUCGAUCCGCGCAGCGCUUGGGCGUUCCGUUACCGUGUGCGGUGGUUCGCUGAUCGACGCCCAGUGGAUCCUGACUGCGGCCCACUGUGCCCACGACUACACCGUGUUUCAGGUCGGACUCGGAUCGAUUCACCUUAACGUACCGCGGCUCACGAUGUCAACUGUCACCAAGCACGUGCACCCGGAGUUCGAUCCGUGGCGGCUUACGAACGAUGUGGCUCUUAUCCGGUUACCAUCGCCGGUUCCAUACAGCCACGAGAUUUACCCAAUUAAGCUACCGAUCAAUAUUUCGCCCCAAGAGUCCUUCGUCGGCCUGAAAACGAUUGUGUCAGGAUUCGGGCGUACUUCGGACGCGGUCCAAUCGAUCUCCACCAUGCUAAAGUACGAGUAUAUGCGCAUCAUAUCCAACGCCGAGUGCUCCACCGUGUACGGAGCGUCUAUAAUUCGAAACACAACACUCUGUGCGCUCGGUUUUGACCGUUCGAAUCAGAACGUCUGCCAAGGCGAUUCCGGUGGGCCCAUGGUCUUGCAGCAAAUCGACGGCAGCUGGGUCCAGAUCGGCAUUGUGUCGUUUGUAUCGAGCCGAGGAUGUAGUACCGGUGAUCCCUCUGGAUACAUACGCACCGUCAACUACUUGGACUGGAUCGCCAAAACUACAGCCCUUCGAACAGUCGGCUCAGUGGUGAAACACUGA